Molecule: messenger RNA, 4563 nt
Organism: Onychostruthus taczanowskii (white-rumped snowfinch)
Lineage: Eukaryota; Metazoa; Chordata; Aves; Passeriformes; Passeridae
Gene: PARVG
Product: parvin gamma
Exons: 13
Coding region: 3233-4201 (322 amino acids)
Biological process (GO): actin cytoskeleton organization; substrate adhesion-dependent cell spreading; establishment or maintenance of cell polarity
Cellular component (GO): cytoplasm; focal adhesion; actin cytoskeleton
Molecular function (GO): actin binding
Source: RefSeq, a predicted model, not a curated record
CCCUAUUUUCUUGUGAUGUCUCCUCAGAUUCUGGUUGCAAAACAAAAUGUCCUUGUUAGAGGCUCUCUUCUUGAGAAUAAGACUCAACAGAAUUUCAGCAAUGUUAAAAGGGAUUGCUUAUUACUCUAAAACCUAAGAGCAAGGGUAGGAAAAUUUUAGGAACUAUAUAACCAUGUAUUAACAGUCAUCUGCAAAACUACAAAUACAUGAAAAAUGUAUAAAAAGCAAAAAAUCUUUAGGCAACAUAGGUAUGAAAUCAAAUGCAACUCAUACAGGAUUGACUCCUGCUGUUCUACAGAAGUCUGGAUACUCCAUGCACUUGUCACUACAUCAGGUUUUGGAGGAAAAUAGGUGUGUUAAUAAAUGCAACUCACACCUGCAGGAAAUGUCCAGGAAAGGUGGUUUCUGUAGGGAGCUCCUCCUCUUUGAUCAGUGAUGUGAAAGGGGGAGGUAGAGCAGCAGCACUGCCUGCUGGAGACAACUGAUGUCUCAUGACAUGCCUGUUGUGGCUAACUUCCUCUCUAAGGAUUAAAUUAAUUUUCUAGGUUUCUCCAUCUGGUGGGUAGGUAGAGUGGUGCUGUUCUGCUUUAUAAAAUACUCAAAGGAUCAUGAGGAAAAGGUGUAUUGGAACAUGCUCUUGUCUAGUUUUUUAUUAUAUACAAAGCACAAGUGCUCUGUGAGUCAUCCCAGAGGCAGAGCAGCCCAGUCAUGUUGGGCAGUGCUAUCCAAGAACAAAAAUAUCUUUUUAAUACUUUCUGGUGCUUCAGGAGUUGCAGGGCUGCAUGUUUCCUGCACUUGUGGUCCUGAUUAUUUCAGUCUCUGCAGCAGGGAGCACACACAAUUAAGUUCCGGAUGGGACCAUGGUUUCGUUUUUAAGAGCAGAGCACUGUGGCACUUCCCCUUUGUGUGCUUUGUGCUGCCCUGCAUGGGAGACCUCCAAGCCUGGGCUCAACCCUCUCACCCAGAAAUUGCAUCCUAACUGCUGGGACAAGGUCUUGGAAGAGCUUCUGAAGAGUUACUGAAGGAGAAAAUAGUAAGUCUGGAAAAUGGGGCUCCUUUGGGCACUUUUUUCAUAAUUAGUGUUCUUAACUGGAAGAUUUUCUGCCUCUCUGUGGAUUGUUCUUACUAAGAUAACAUCUGUUCCGAUGCUUAUGAGCAAAGAUGGCUCCUGAAAUGGUACUACACAGGGAAAUGAAACUAAGUUUUAAACUGUGUUCACAAUGUGCAUUCUUUUUUCACCCUUAUUUAUUUUUUAAUUCUGGUUUCCCAAAGGUGGAAAUAUUACUAUUAACAUUCCCAUUUGGUUUUUUUUCUUCUCCUUUGUGUGAUCUACUUAUUUGAGCUAGGCAGAGUAGGGCUUUUGUCUUUUCAAACAGGAAAUGAAACAAGUGAAAGAGUCUGGUAGGAUUGAAAAGUGCCUUGUGAGUAUUCUACAGCUAAUUUAUAAGCCAGAGACCCCCAUUAGUGCUUUGUGUGGUGCCUUGGGGAUAUCUGGGAGCCAGACCCUGUGAAGACUCAUGGAGGAAAAGUGAGUUCUGACCCAGCUUGAGAAUUAGCUGUUUAUCAGUAGUUGUGACAUUGCAAGUUUGUACAAUAGCCUAGCUCCUGACCUAAGAACAGUUCCCUUCCUGGCAGCCACUGCCAGUGGCACAGAAGAAAUCAAACACCCCUUGGGUUUAAAGGAAAUCCUGUAUAUCCAUGUCAUUCUCAGAGAAUUAGCAUUUUAUUCAGAGAAUGCCAUUUCCUUUGAAUAGCCCAUAAUUAAGCAGCUAUUUUAUUUAAAGGUGUCGUAAUGAAAUGCCUGUACAGUCAGUAUUCAAGCAGUUGUCUCUUACAAUGUAUUCCAAGUACUGAUAAAAAAACUUGUGCAGGAGGAUGUGGACUGGAAAACCAGCAUGUCAGCCACAGCUCUGAGCAGCAAAUUUAACUGAUGGGUGGCAGGGGCUGGUUGCAGCAAAUAUGGAAAUUUGCAUGUGAGAACCAACUCUUCUGACCUUUCCUGUUUUUCAUUAAACAGCUCACCCAAGGAGGUGUCCCAGCCCUGACAUGUUCCAUUUUGUGUUGUUCCUGCAGUAUGUUAUUCUCUGAAAGGCUGUUGCCUGGGACCAAGCCUCACCAAUAUGCUGCCCAGCCACAUGAAGGGCUGCUCAUGGAUGCUAAUUAUGAGUAAUAAGCAAUGGGUCUAUUAAAUGCUGGAGAACUGUAGUUCUCAGCCUCUGAAAUGCCUGUGGGAAAUCAAUACUGAUAAAUGUGAGCUGAAAUACAAUAAAUGAUGUGUUCUCAAUGGUGUGUUGCUAUGUAGUAAUAAGAUCUUGGAGAUCUAAUAGAUAACUCCCAAUAAAGGGUCAGCAGUGAUGAAAAAAGCAAACAGGACUUAGGAGGAGAGGAGCAGAGACCACUGUGAAUGCUGCGGUGCACCCUUCUAAAUCUGGGCAGGUCUCAUUCCUAGCACUUCCAAAAGGCUGUGAUCAUGCUGGAGGAAGCUCAGAAAAGAGCACUGAGGAUGAGCAGCUGGUUUUCCAGGGAAGGGCAACUGUCGGCUGUCUUAGCUCAGUUUUGGAAAGACAUGGACAAGGAGGCUUUGGGUUUGUAGGGCAGGAGUGACGUGGAGCAUUAACACAGUAGUGUGAAAUUGUGGAUCAGUUGGCCUUUGCCUUCAGGGACAGCUGGUGGGUCAGAGCAAGAAACAGGAGACGGGGCUUCAGGUGAUGUAGGGCCACAAUGCACUCCUUGCUGCUGAGGGCUGAGAGAGUCAGACAUGUUCAAGGGAUGAGCAGGGAGUUCAUGGGGAGUAAAUGUGUUGACAGCUCCUAGUGACCUGCUUUGCUUUAGGAAGGCUGAACUGCAGACUGUUAAGGGGGACACUGAAGGGGAAGUGUCUCUGUAUCCUUACACUGCUUAUAGAUUUUGGGGUUCUGGUUUUUUUUCCCUAAGGUACUGAAAGGGGGGGACUGGAUACUAGGCAAGUUAAUCUUACCCAGGGGAGCAAUUUUAACUCUGACACACAGGACUCAGGUCCUAGAGGGUAUUAUGCUACCUUAUUGCAAAUGCUGAAUUUCAGGCCUUUCCUUACAGGUUUCCAAAUUUUAGAGUGGCUUCUGAUGUUCAGGUUCCUUGGCCAAAAAGGGCCCAGGGGUGUGGCAGGCAACCACACACCACUUUGAUAGUUGAAGGAAGUAGAAGAUACACAAAUGGAAUAUUGCAAAGCUGAGUGAGAGAGUGAUUAAAGACAAUGGAUCCAGACUUUUUAAAUUCAUUUACACAGCCUUCUACACUCGAUCGAUUCCUAGCUGAGGAUGUCAUCGUGAAAGGGGAGAAGAGGAAACUCAUAAAACCGACCCCAGGCAAAAACCUCAAACUGGAAGAAUUGAAACUGUUCUUGACUGAGUGGAUCAACAGAGUUCUGAAAGAGGAACACAUAGUAGUUAAAAGUCUGGAGGAAGACCUGUAUGAUGGGCUGGUACUUCAUCAUCUCCUGGAAAACUUAGGAUCUCUCAAGCUGGAUGUUGAGAAGAUUGCAUUAACAGAAGAAAAACAGCGACAGAAACUCUCUGUGAUUCUGGAAGUUGUGGCCAAGUGUUUGCAACUGGAAGAAAGUCAGCUGAAAUGGAGUGUGGAAUCUAUCUUGGCAAAGGACUUACUGAGCACAUUGCAUCUUCUGGUUGCAAUAGCAAAGCACUUUGAACCCACCCUGGCUCUGCCUCCAAAUGUUCAAGUGGAGACAAUCACCAUCGAGACUACCUCCAGAGAAUUAAAGACAUCAAAUGUGGUGGAAUAUAUCACAGAAAACAAAGAGAAUAUAGAAGCGCAGUCAAAAGAUGAUGCCUUUGAUGAAUUAUUUAGCUGUUCUCCAGAUAAAUGCCAUGCUGUAAAAAAGGCACUUCUGCAAUUUGUUGACCAGCAUGUUGGAAAAUUAGGAUUAAAUGUGAAAGACAUCGAAUCUCAGUUUUCAGAUGGGGUUAUCUUACUUCUCCUAAUUGGACAACUAGAGGGCUACUUUCUGAAUUUAAGGAAUUUCUUCCUGACUCCGGCCAGCACCAUGGAAAUGCUGCACAAUGUUAACCUGGCACUGGAGUUGCUAGCAGAGGGAGGCCUUCUGAAUUUUCCUGUGAAUUCUGAAGAUAUUGUGAAUGGAGAUACGAAGGCUAUAAUAAGAGUUCUGUAUUGCUUGUAUUCCAAAUACAGAACCAAAGAAGCAUGAAGAACAAGGCCAAGAGCAUGAGCUGCCUUUUUUUGUUUGUUUGUUUGUUUUUCUUUUUUUUCUAUUUUGGGUUGGGUUUUUUGUUUUGUUUUGUCUCUAGCAGACCAUGGUGUGGUUUUUGGAUUCCCAGCUCUGUUUGCCCCUGCUUCUGGGCAUGCACUGGCGUUUGACACUUGCUGUGUUAACACUGUAUAGCAAAUAUGUUGUUCAUGCAAGGUUUGACAUACACAGCCUGAGCAAGUGUAAAUGUGUGUCCACAGCUGAUGAAAUUCUAGGGCUGUAGCUCUUGUUCCAGAUCCUGCCUUCUGUAUUCUCUGAGCCCCCCAAUGCUGCAAGGAUAUUAAAUGUGUGUUUAUUCUGGG